Molecule: messenger RNA, 1176 nt
Organism: Malassezia sympodialis ATCC 42132
Lineage: Eukaryota; Fungi; Basidiomycota; Malasseziomycetes; Malasseziales; Malasseziaceae
Gene: RPN6
Exons: 2
Coding region: 1-1176 (391 amino acids)
Molecular function (GO): protein binding
Source: RefSeq, a predicted model, not a curated record
AUGGCGCCGAACCACAGGAUGGGCUCUGUCGCCGAGGCAAGCGAGGCCCUGGACGCUGGGCGCGUGGCCGAGGGCAAGCAGAUCCUGGAAAAUAUUCUGAAGCAGCAGGGAGGUGCGUGCGAGUCGCGGCUCACCGUAGACAAAGACGACGAGGCGCUGCUCGCCGAGCAGGAAAAGGCACUUUUGCGUCUGGGCCAGCUGCAUCGUGAUCAACAGUGCGUAUACCAUACUGACACCAGGGAUGCACAGAGCCUUGCCAAGACGGUCGUGGACUCACGCCAGUUCAUGGCCUCGAUUGCCAAGGCCAAGACGGCGAAGCUAGUGCGCAUUCUUAUUGACUACUUCAAUGACAUUCCCAACAGCCGGGACAUUCAGAUUGCUGUGACGAAGGAGAAUGCGGCGUGGGCGAAACAGGAGAAGCGCAUUUUCCUGAAGCAGAACCUCGAGACGAAGUUGAUUGCGCAGUACUUUGAGGCUAAGGCAUACCGGGACGCGCUGCCGCUGAUCAACGAACUGCUCAAAGAGCUCAAGACACUCGACGACAAGAUGAUCCUGACAGAGGUCCAUCUGCUGGAGUCCAAGGUGAACCAUGCGAUCGGCAACUUCCCCAAGGCCAAGGCGGCUUUGACGUCAGCGCGCACGUCGGCGAAUUCGAUCUACUGCCCGCCUAUGAUGCAGGCACAGCUCGAUAUGCAGGGCGGUAUUCUUCAUGCUGAAGACAAGGACUUUUCGACCGCUGCCUCGUACUUCUUCGAGACGCUGGAGGGCUUUGACUCGAUUGACGACGCACGUGCGGCGCCUGCGCUCAAGUACUUGCUGCUGUGUAAGAUCAUGCUGAACCUGCCGCACGAGCUGCCUACGAUCCUCGAGGGCAAGGUGGCCAGCAAGUAUGCGCAGAGCCGAGACGUAGAAGUCAUGAAGGCCGUGGCUGAGGCGCAGCGGAACCGCUCGCUCGAGGACUUUGAGCGGACGCUGCGCCAGUUCAAAGAAGGUACGUCGCAUCUACUUACGGCAGAACUCGCUAGUGAUCCGAUCGUCCGCAACCAUCUCUCUGCACUGUACGACUCGCUUCUGCAGCAGAACCUGCUGCGUGUCAUUGAGCCCUACUCGCGCAUCGAGCUAGCCCACAUUGCGAAGCUCGUGCACCAACCUGUGCGUGAAGUGGAACAAAAGUAG